Arabidopsis lyrata subsp. lyrata is the source of this 2063-nucleotide messenger RNA. RefSeq lists its product as uncharacterized. NCBI's taxonomy places the organism in Eukaryota, Viridiplantae, Streptophyta, Magnoliopsida, Brassicales, Brassicaceae. The record is from RefSeq and is a predicted model, not a curated record.
UUCUUCCUUUUUUCACUCCUUUUUCUGAUCUACGUAAAACUUGUAAUAAUUACGUAUGUCAUGGAGCCUUUGAAGAUAAACUUACCGUUCCACGAGCAUCCAUUAACGCCUGUGAAAAUAGAGUCGAAGUGUGAUUGGUGCGGACUCAAAUUCAAAGGUGUAACUGAUGGCUACAAGUGCGACUCAUGUGUUUUUGGUUUAUUCCACAAGACAUGCGCCAACAAUGAGAAUAUCCCCCACCCUUCUCAAACGUGUGGCAACAUUCUAUAUCAUACUUUCAAUUUCUAUAGCGGCGAGAGGAGAUGUGCAGGAUGUAGAGAGAAGAUCUACGAUAGCUAUAUUUUUAUAUGUAACGAUUGUGUUUUGGUACCUACAAGAAAAGGAAGAUUUGGCUCUUCAUAUUUCCAUUUCAACUGUGCUAAGUAUCCACCGUCGGAGGUCAUUGAUGUUCCUCAGCACCAUGACCAUAAACUCAAGCUAGAGACGGUGAGAAGCUGCUUCACUUGUGCAGCUUGUGGAAAAGAUUGUGAUGGAUAUUCCUACAAAUGUCACGAAUGCAAUUUGAAGUUUCAUGUAAAUUGCGAAAAGUAUCCAGCAGAGGUAACCCAUUUUUCCCACUCCUUACACCCUCUAAAACUCUUCAAGGAUGAACCACCUGCUUAUACUGAUGGAAAAUGUCGUUUGUGUGGAGAAAAACUUGCUAAUUCCGAAGUCUUUUAUCAUUGUUCCACUUGUAACUUUAGCUUAGAUCUCCAAUGUGUUUUUCAUCCACCAAAAAAAAAUCCUCACGACCUAAACAUCCAUGACCAUCAACUCACCCUUAUGCCAAAAUCCAUCUCUUUUACUUGUACCACUUGCGGGCUAAAUGGAGAUCGGAGCCCAUACGUAUGUCUUCCAUGCGAUUUCACUAUCCACAAUGAUUGCUCUAGAUUUCCAUGGGUUAUAAACAUCAACCGCCACUAUCAUCGGGUUUCACGCACUUCUCUUAUUGGUGUGGUGAAUUCGGUAUGUGGAAUUUGUCGCAAGAAAAUGGAUUAAUGGAGUUGUGGGGGUUAUUCUUGUAAGAGGUGUCCAAGCUAUGUUUUUCAUACAAAAUGCGCAACUAGAGAAGAUGUAUGGGACGGCAAAGAAAUGAAAAACGAACCUGAAGAAGAGGAAGAUAUUCAACCAUUCACAGUAAUCGAUGAAAACACAAUACAUCAUGUUAGCCAUAAAGAGCAUAACCUAAGACUUGAUAAGUCUGGUAUCUUUAUCAAGGAUAGGAUUUGUGAGGCAUGCGUUUAUCCUAUCUAUCACCAUUCUUUCUACAGCUGCAUGAGUUGUAGUUUCAUUCUUCAUGAGAGUUGCGCUAAUCUACCUUUAUGGAAACGGCAUGUGGUAAGCAAUGAACGGUAUAGAUAUAAAUACUGGGAUUAUUUCUUUAGAUGUAUGGCUUGUGGAUUACUUUCCAAUGGUUUUAAAUACGAUGCUACAAGAAGCAUAUUGGAUGUGCGCUGUGCUUCAGUUACUGAGCCAUUUGUCCAUAAAAGUCAUCCUCAUCCCUUAUUUUACACAUCACCACGAGGAGUUUGCAGUGUUUGCAAAAAAGAAGCACAUCAUGUGCUCAGAUGCGUUGAAGAUGAUUGUGGAUAUGUCAUGGACUACAAAUGUGCUCUAUUACCAUAUGAGGUAAAACAUAGUGUCGACCAUCACUUUCUCUCUUUAUGCUAUGGUGAAGAAAAUGCAAGUGGUAAAUAUUGGUGUGAUAUUUGUGAGAAAGAAACAGAUCCAAAAACAUGGUUUUACACCUCUAAAGAUUGUGAGCUUACUUUGCAUACGGAUUGUGUGCUCGGUGAUUUCCGAGGUCUCAAGCCUGGAAUCGCUGAAGAUGAGUACGUCCACCACGUCCCAAGAGAUUUUAAGGUGGUUCGCAACAACAGUAUGUCUCGACCACUCUGCAAACAGUGCAAGUCUCGUUGCAUAUUCCCGUUCUUCUUGGAAACAUGGAAUAAAAAUUCCAUCCAUAAUGGAUAUUAUUGCUCUGAAUCUUGUUUCUAUUCCUAAUAUUGUUAUGUAGAUUAUAU